This is a messenger RNA of Fonsecaea nubica, 1368 nucleotides long. RefSeq lists its product as hypothetical. Gene Ontology annotation, biological process: cellular response to nitrosative stress; nitric oxide catabolic process. The record is from RefSeq and is a predicted model, not a curated record. Gene Ontology annotation, molecular function: heme binding; FAD binding; nitric oxide dioxygenase [NAD(P)H] activity. NCBI's taxonomy places the organism in Eukaryota, Fungi, Ascomycota, Eurotiomycetes, Chaetothyriales, Herpotrichiellaceae. Gene Ontology annotation, cellular component: intracellular anatomical structure. The transcript has a single exon. Bases 1 to 1368 code for a protein of 455 amino acids.
AUGGCGAGCAAGGUGGUCGGAAGUCGAGCAUUGACGGGCUGCAAUCCAACCCGCCUGGUACAGAGAUCCACCCCCAUCAGAGUCUCGAGGGUUAUAGCAACAACCCCUAGUAUCGACCGCAAACAUUUCAACACCUCGUCGAAGCGACAAGCCGAGGCUCUGACCGAGCAGCAAAAGGCGAUCGUCAAGUCAACAGCACCCGUUCUUCAGGAACAUGGCGUCACUAUCACGAGCCUUUUCUACAAACGACUACUAAACAACCAUCCCACUCUGCGCAACAUAUUCAACACGGCACACCAAGAGACCGGUGCUCAGCCGGCUGCUCUGGCGCACGCUGUUUGGGCUUAUGCCAACAAUAUUGACAACCUGGGCGCGCUGACCACGGCGGUGUCGAGAAUCGGGCACAAGCACGCCAGCCUCGACAUCCAGCCAGAUCAAUACCCGAUCGUGGGCGAAGAGUUACUCGCUGCGAUCAAAGAGGUGCUCGGCGAGGCUGUGACUGACGACAUACUCGACGCGUGGAAAGCUGCCUAUGCCCAGCUCGCAGAUAUCUUUAUCAAUUUUGAACGGGACCUCUACAAGCAGGCCGAGAAGACUACAGGGGGAUGGAACGGGUGGCGCACAUUCACCGUGGCGAAGAAGGUGCAUGAGAGCGACGAGAUCGUCUCUUUCUACCUCGAACCUGCAGACAAGGGAGCCCUCCCAGGAUUCCAGUCGGGCCAGUAUGUGUCGGUCAGGGUCUUCCUCCCGGAACUCGGCGUCUACCAGCCACGACAGUACAGCCUGUCGGACAUCCCAGACGGCAAGCACUUUCGGAUAUCGGUGAAGAAGGAGUCUGCCAGGGGACAAAUCCCCGCCGGGAGGAUCUCGAACGUGCUGCACGAGGAUAUCCCCGAAGGAGCACAGAUCGACGUCAGCAUGCCGCGGGGAGACUUUUUCCUCGACGUCGACGCCGACACGCCCGUGGUAUUGAUCAGCGCCGGGGUCGGGAUCACGCCCAUGCUGUCCAUGUUGGGCACCGUGAUCGGGCAGAACAACACUCGACCCGUCAGCUUCAUCCACGCGGUCCGCUCGGCCCACGUCCACGCCAUGAAGGACUACCUCGCGCGGGUGGUGGAGAAGAACCCGCAGGUGAAAAAGGCCGUGUUUUACGAGCACGUCGAGGACGGCGACAAAAAGGGCCGCGACUAUGACUUUGAGGGGCGCAUCGAGUUCGACAAGGUCAAGGAUCUCGCCCUGCUCCCCGACGCCCAGUACUAUCUCUGCGGGCCGAUCCCGUUCAUGCAGCUCCAGCAACGGGAACUGGAGGCGUUGGGCGUGCCCAAGGAGCGCAUCCACUCCGAGGUCUUUGGGUCGGGUGUCGCGUGA